UCCCUGAGUGAAUAAAACCUCAGGUUGGUGAGUGGUCCAGCCCAAGUUGACUGGUUCCCGUUCAGAGCACCACUCUUCAGGCCCACCUCGCUGCCUUCCUCAUCGUCUCUUUCUUUUUAAAACACUGAAAAAGCAAAGCAGGGACCAUGGCUGGCAUCUACCCACAGCUAGAAGACCUUGUCCGUGGCUGCUACGUGGAGUUAGUAAACUCCUGUGCUACCGUCACCCUCACUAACCCACAGGUGUACAUGGAAAGAGGACGUUGCAGUGUCCCCCUGGCCCUCAACCUGAAACCGAAAUCCAGCAGCAUGGCCACAUUCGUGAAGACCAGCGGCACGGCCACCGGCGCGGUGGGCGUCCUUACCUACCACCUGUCAAAUGCCGUACCGCACAGCGACCGCGAUAAUAAUCAACUCAAGCUGGCUGUCAUGUUCUCUGUGCCCUUUAACCGUAACUCGUAUAGUAACUGGUUUGCUAUUGGCCUCAUUGACAGCCAAAUUCCUUGCUGCCAAGAGCUCUACUCCUUUAUGUACUACAAGUAUGCACCUGAGUUUGUCCGUGGCGAAGGGGGUGGCAGCAGCCUAAAAUACAAGGGAGGGCAUGUUGUGGUCCAAGCCAGCAUGUCCGACACCGGCACGGCCUUGCUGAAGGUUGAAGUCAGUGACAGGUAGAGCUGGGCUGUUAAUUGAUUUUUAAUCAUAAUUCGAAUUUAUGGUUUAGGACGAUUUUUUUUAAAUGAAAAUCGAUUACUUUUGAACUUUUAUUUUUAACAAGUGCAAUGAUUUAAAUCUGGUAUUUACGGUAGCGCCACCACUUCCCCUUUUCCGAGGUCCCGUGGUCCAUAGUAACGCCCCCUCCUCUUCAGAAAAAGUAAAAAACAAACAUGGUCUGUGGCAACCAAAAGCAGCAGCAUAACACGCAGCAGAGUGGGAGAUGUAUGAUAUAUUUUUUGCUUUUGUUAAUCAUUGUUAUUCUUUGCAUGGAUCAAAACAAAAUAUAUAUAUUUUUGUCAUUUAUAGAAAAAAAAUUGAUCAAAAUCAAUAAUCGGGUUUGGUUUGAAAAUAUCUGAGAUUUAAUUUUUAAGACAAAUCGCCCAGCCCUAUUGACAACCAAGAGGAGAAGCUCUGUGUGAAUACCCCCUGUAGUAUAAACUAUAUCAAUCAGAUGGUCGUCAUGAAACCAGGUUUAAAAAUCAAUACACAACAAUGGGUGUCUGAGUAGGUUACCCUCUUAAAAAAUGCAUUAAAGCCUUAACC
Molecule: messenger RNA, 1256 nt
Organism: Gadus chalcogrammus (walleye pollock)
Lineage: Eukaryota; Metazoa; Chordata; Actinopteri; Gadiformes; Gadidae
Product: DELTA-sagatoxin-Srs1a-like
Exons: 4
Coding region: 147-671 (174 amino acids)
Biological process (GO): cytolysis in another organism; pore complex assembly; monoatomic cation transport
Cellular component (GO): pore complex
Molecular function (GO): channel activity
Source: RefSeq, a predicted model, not a curated record